Molecule: messenger RNA, 615 nt
Organism: Encephalitozoon intestinalis ATCC 50506
Lineage: Eukaryota; Fungi; Microsporidia; Unikaryonidae
Product: Rad52-like DNA repair and recombination protein
Exons: 1
Coding region: 1-615 (204 amino acids)
Biological process (GO): mitotic recombination; double-strand break repair via homologous recombination; double-strand break repair via single-strand annealing
Cellular component (GO): nucleus
Source: RefSeq, a predicted model, not a curated record
AUGCAAGAAGGAGAACCAAGGAGCUGGAGACCCGGUACUUUUAGUAAGAAGAAAGCAAAGAAGAUAUCGAAACUUCUCAGGCAAAAGCUUGGGCCGGAGUUUAUCAGCUACAGGCCUGGGUUUAACAUGUCGAAGAUAGCAUAUGUCGAGGGCUGGAUGGCCAUAAGCCUGGCAAACCGGAUUUUUGGAUUCAACGGCUGGUCGUCGGAAAUACGGAGCAUGACGAUUGAUUAUGAAGAGGGAGGGGACAAGAAGAUUGGGCUGGGGGUAUCUUGCCUAGUUAGGGUCAUGCUCAAGGAUGGAACAUACAGAGAAGACAUCGGGUUUGGGAGUUCGGAAAACCAGAAAUCCAAGGCCAUUGCAUAUGAAAAAGCAAAGAAAGAAGCAGCAACGGAUGCUCUCAAGAGGGCUCUGAGGCAGUUCGGAAACUCACUGGGAAACUGCUGUUAUGACAAGAACUACAUCAAAGAGAUACAAAGAAUCCACAAGAUAAAUGAAAAGGCUUUAGACUCCAAUGAUUUAUUUAGGAACAAUGCAGUGGUAUCCGAGGAAUCCGACAAGGACGGCGACGCUUCGUUCGAGAUAGACUGCCAUGAUCUGAGCGAUACUCUGUGA